Messenger RNA from Closterium sp. NIES-65, 1449 nucleotides. The record is from the annotation of a GenBank genome assembly. NCBI's taxonomy places the organism in Eukaryota, Viridiplantae, Streptophyta, Zygnematophyceae, Desmidiales, Closteriaceae.
AUGCCACCUACUAGGAGUGCAGGUGCCCCUGGUACCAUGACGGCAGUGCAUGUGCCCCUGGUACCACGACGGCAGUGCAUGUGUCCCUGGUACCACGACGGCAGUGCGUGCGAGGACGAGAGCUUCUCAGUGGCAUGUCUCAACUCACUUACACAUGUGGGUGGGUGUCCUUGGUACCACGACGGCAGUGCAUGUGAGGACGAGAGCUUCUCAGUGGCGUGUCUCAACGACUGCUCGCAGCGGGGCGGCUGCGAGGGGGGCGUGUGUCAAUGCCAGGCGGGCUUCUUUGGUGCCGACUGCUCGCUCUACUAUAAUGAGGAGUUGCGUCUGAGGCGAAAAGGAAACCUUUUCUCACCAUCGCCAACUCCUCUUUCCCAUCCUCCACCUUCCCCGCCCACCAAUCAGGAGGCUCCCCGGAUGCAGCACUCGCCCUACAUCGACCACCCCAAAGCCCUCUGGUUCUGGGAGCGGCUACUCGCCAGCCGCCACCGCACCAUCGACCCGCGUGAAGCUGAUUACUUCUACGUGCCUCUGCUCAUCCGGUCCUGGGAGCGCCUGCUGGCCAGCCGCCACCGCACCAUCGACCCGCGGGAAGCGGACUUCUUCUACAUGCCUCUCCUCAUACGCAACCGAGACAGUGGCAAGCAGCGGCUCAUCUCAGAGACCAUUUCCUUCAUCCGCUCGCUCGGCCCCUUCUGGGACGCCAAGGGCGGGGCAGACCACAUUUUCCUGGUGAGCGAGGAGUACGGCAAGUGCGCCCUGCAGCUCUACGGGCUCGAGGACCCGCGGCUAGCUUCCGCAAUCACCCUCACUCCAUGGGGGUACACUUGCAACAUGCUCGGGACGCCAGACGGAGGCCCGUGCUUCCGGCCCAGGCAGGACAUAGUGAUUCCGCCCUCGGCGCAUCUGAGGCACCAGCAGAAUGCGAGUAUGGUGAGGGAGGCUGGAGGGCUGCCUACGCUGGUGAGGGAGGGAGGUGCGGAUGGGGAGGGAGAGGUGCAGCAGCAGGGGCAGGAGCAGCAGGAGGAGGGGAAUGGUGGGCAGGGGCAGGGUGGGAGGGAACGACAGUACCUUUUGUUCGUACGAGGGCUGAAUGUGAGCGACGGCAGCAGCACCUGGGACGAGGAGGCACACCGGCAGGAGCAGGGGGGGCAGCGGCAGGGAGACAACAAGGAGCAGCAGCAGGUGCAGGCAAGGAGGAAGGAGCAAGGGAAGCCGCCGUUCAGCUUUGGCGUGCGGCAGCGGGUGUUUGAGCUGUACGCGAGGCGGGACGGCGAGACGGGCUUUAAGGUGGAGGUGGUACCGGAUGGCGGUGAGGAGCUGGCGUAUGGUGGCAUGGAGCACAGCGUCUUCUGCCUUGCCACCGCGGGCCACGGCUGGCAUGCGUUGCUCGCCAUGGCCAUGAUUGCGGGAUGCGUGCCCGUGGUCAUUCAGGUAUCAGUCUUGUAA